Bathycoccus prasinos is the source of this 405-nucleotide messenger RNA. Its product is annotated as postreplication repair E3 ubiquitin-protein ligase rad18. The transcript is spliced from 2 exons. Bases 1 to 405 code for a protein of 134 amino acids. The record is from RefSeq and is a predicted model, not a curated record. NCBI's taxonomy places the organism in Eukaryota, Viridiplantae, Chlorophyta, Mamiellophyceae, Mamiellales, Bathycoccaceae.
AUGACGAAUAAUACUAAUAACACUAAUACCGAUAAGAAGAAGACAAACCCAGAAGAAGAAUUAUACUACUGCGAGAAAGAGUUACGCGCGUUGGGAAAAUCACUGGAAUGUUGCGUGUGCAUACGGUUGAUGGAAUCGCCUUCACGAACGAGAUGUGCGCAUUACUUUUGCAAAAAGUGCAUAUUAGACUGCGCGAAAGCGAACGGGAAGUGUCCUUUGUGUAAAUCCGACGUGAGCAGAAGAGAAGUGAAACCAGACGCGAUGAUGACGGAGAUGAUUGAAUUGUAUAAAAAAUUAGUCGUGAAAGUUGUUAAAGAAGAAGAAGAAGACAAAGAAGAGGAAGAAGAAAAGAAGAGGAGAAGCGUGCCGUACAUGUCGCAACUGCCGAUAACGCAAAACACAUAA